This is a messenger RNA of Galendromus occidentalis (western predatory mite), 417 nucleotides long. RefSeq lists its product as uncharacterized. NCBI's taxonomy places the organism in Eukaryota, Metazoa, Arthropoda, Arachnida, Mesostigmata, Phytoseiidae. The annotation marks the transcript as partial. The transcript has 3 exons. The record is from RefSeq and is a predicted model, not a curated record.
GUCUCCUAUAAGCUAUACGCCGACGACUUAAAGGUGUUCUGUCGACUGACUCCAGAGACCAGCGUGCUCCUACAGCGGACGGUUGACGGGGUUUCUCACUGGUGCUAUCUGAAUGACCUCGGUGUCACCAUCACUCCCACGCUCGACUUCUCCGCUCACAUCGCCGACACACUGCUCAUCGCCUCUCGUCUCACGGGCACAAUCAUGCGUAGUUUUAUUGUCAGAGACCCGACAUUUUACAUUCAUCUCUAUAGGUCACUUAUCCUCCCGCGCCUCACAUACUGUUGCGAAAUCUGGAGGCCCUACCUCAAGAAGGAGAUAAAGGCACUCGAUCGGUUGCAAAACAGUUUUAUUCGACGAGUGGCAUAUCGUUGUGAUGUUGAUAGGGAGACCAUCGCUCUAGAGAGUCAAUCUUGA